UUUUGCUUUUAUUGCAGAUACAGUGAGUAAAAAAAAAUUCUAUUUAUAAAUGUAAUAUUGUUCUUAUUAGAGAAAAUAAAUUAAUUAUAUUAUUAAUUAGUGCACAAGAUGGCUAGUGUAUUUCCAUUACUUUAUUUAUUUUAAAUGGAGCAGCUCUGAUGUAAUGCAGAUUUAUAUAUCGCUUUUUUUGUCGUAAACGUAUAUAAUGUUUUGCCUGAGUUUUUUGUGCCACUACAUCCCUGAGUGUACUCACCGACAGAGUGGGCCAUUAUAUCUGUUUACUCCUUCACCGCUGAGAGCACCGGCAUAUUAUAAUGUUACAGCUCAACAACCUGUCACUCAAACACCUGCACGCGCUCACUUAUGCAGAUGUGCUUUUGUGCGGCUGAGUAUUUGAGGAGUUACUUGGCGGGGCCAACGGUUUUGCUUGUGUGAAUUUUUUGGUGAGUUUGUGUUUGCGCGUCCGGCGGCAGCCAAGUUUCUACCAGACACCAAGACCCUCCAGAGACAGAGAGGCUGAUUCCGUUGACGGCGAGGCUGAAGAUGAGCUCUCUGCGCGGGGCUCGAGGCUCCGCUCAGCCCUGCGGCGCCGCCGCUGGGUCCGUGUGGGGCUGGGCCGUGUCUCGGCUACACCUGGACUGGACGACGAGGUUUUUCCAAGAAGAGGAAGAAAUGCUGAUUCUGACCCACAGCGAUGAGCUGAACCGAACCUACAGCGAGGACACCAGGCCAACUCCUGGGCCAAUCACCAGAGAAGACGACGAGGCCAGGAGAAACAGGACAUCAUCUGGUCAAGAUCAUCCCACCACGAGGGAGAACAGAGGAAAGGGAUUCACUAGCACCGUACGUCCGGCUUUUAAAGAAACCAGAGUAAUCUCCUCCGGAGCCGAGAACGUCACCGUGACUUCGGCCGUCUCUCCUCCAGACUCCUCCUCGCUCAAAAACACGAGAAGAUGUGACAAAGAAAGAAGAUUUUCCCAGAUGCUGACCGACCAGGUGGGAAGCAAGGGAGAGGACGCGGAGGAGAACAAGAGGUCUCGCGGAGUGUCCAGGUUUCUUUGUGCGGGUGGGCUCAAGUGGAGCUCUCCUGAGGAUGGAGAGGAGAAAAAAGAGGGGGAAGAAACGGCGGAGGGGACUUCCCAGCUUUGUGACUGCCGUGAAAAUGAGAAGGAAAGCAUCGGUUUGGCUGCUCCAGUGCAGAGCCCGGACAGCGGCACCCCAGGUGUGAAUCCCCCUCCAACCAUCACGGCCUGGGAGGCAGGCUGGAACGUCACAAAUGCUAUACAGGGUAUCUUCGUGCUGGGACUGCCCUUCGCUCUGGUCCGCUCGGGCUACGCGGGUCUCGUACUGCUGGUUCUCUCGGCCUGGGUGUGCAACCACACGGGGAGGACCCUGGUGGAUUGUUUGUACGAGGAGGACCAAAGUGAAGGCUCUGGCUCGGUGUCAGGUCCGAGGACAAAGGUCAGAGUUCGACACAGCUACCAGGACAUCAUCGAGGCCUGCUGCAAAGGGCUGUGGCCCAACUGGUCGGGGGUUGGAGGAUGGAUGGUUAAUGUAGCUCAGGUGAUUGAGCUGCUGAUGACCUGCACGCUGUACCUGCUCGUCUCCACCAGCCUGCUGUCUGACAGUCUGUCGGCCGUGGCCGUUCCCAGGUCGGCGUGUUCGCUGGUGUCCCUGGUUUUCCUCCUGCCCUGCCUCCUGCUGACUGAUCUCAGACCAGUCUCCACUCUCAGCCUGCUCUGCUCUCUGGCUCACAUACUGAUCAGCCUAUUGGUGAUGGUUUACUGUUUGAGUCGUGCCACCAGUUGGUCUUGGUCCUCCCUGUCUCCGUCCUUGGACCCAGAGGACUUCCUCGUCUCAGUGGGCGUCAUCAUCUUCUCCUACACCUCGCAGAUCUUCCUGCCUCCUCUUGAGGGCAGUAUGGAGGACAGGGGGCAGUUUAAUGCCAUGCUGGGCUGGACUCACGGAGCUGCCUGCAUCAUGAAAACCAUGUUUUCCUUACUGGCGGUGUUGACCUGGGGGACAGAGACCAGAGAGGUCAUCACUGACAACCUUCCCUCUGACCUUCGACCUCUGGUCAACCUGUGUCUGCUGGCCAAAGCCCUGCUCUCCUACCCUCUGCCAUUCUACUCUGCUGCUGAAAUAUUACAAACCUGCGUGCUCAGAGAUGCCGCCGUCUCAUCUCGCGCCAAACGCGGAGGCCGAGGCGUGUCUCGUCCGGCCCUGGUGGUCCGCGGCGCCCUGUUGGUGACGUCCUUCCUGCUGGCCCUGCUGGUGCCCAGGUUCUCCCUGUUGAUGGGCCUGACGGGCAGCGUGACCGGGGCGGCGGUGUCCCUCAUACUGCCGUGUCUGUUUCACCUCAGACUGCGGUGGGGGCGUCUCGCUGUGAAGGAGCGGCUGAUAGACGUGGGUAUACUGAUUCUGGGGCUCAUCUGUAGUGUGUCUGGGGUGAUUUGUUCUGUGAAAAGACUGGUGGAGGGGCUGUAGGAUGGAUGGAAAAAGGUCAACCUCUUCACUUACCCGCAAGCCAAUGUUAGUGUACUUCAUAGUUAACAUGCUAAAAUUGACAAACAUCGUUUGUUGUAUAUAAUACUGAGAAACAGAAUAGCUAUGUUGUAGAACUAUUAUUUCUCACUUCUU
Messenger RNA from Mugil cephalus (flathead mullet), 2640 nucleotides. RefSeq names its product vesicular inhibitory amino acid transporter-like. Gene Ontology annotation, cellular component: vacuolar membrane. Gene Ontology annotation, biological process: amino acid transmembrane transport. The coding region runs from base 544 to 2487 and encodes 647 amino acids. The transcript is spliced from 8 exons. Gene Ontology annotation, molecular function: amino acid transmembrane transporter activity. Lineage: Eukaryota; Metazoa; Chordata; Actinopteri; Mugiliformes; Mugilidae. The record is from RefSeq and is a predicted model, not a curated record.